This is a messenger RNA of Ostertagia ostertagi, 546 nucleotides long. The record is from the annotation of a GenBank genome assembly. NCBI's taxonomy places the organism in Eukaryota, Metazoa, Nematoda, Chromadorea, Rhabditida, Trichostrongylidae.
AUGAAGGAAGUAAUGGAAUGGAGAGAGCCUGUGGAAGAUCUUAUCCGCAAAAUCAAUGUGAAUUAUUCUAAAUUUUUCGCGACAUUAGGAUGUGCUGGAGAAGUGUAUCUCGAAAUCCCAGAAGAUCCGCUUAAUAUUGAUGGCUAUGGAAUAAUGAUAAUGGUCAGUUUUCGAAAUGGUGAGCGACUGCGGCGGUUAGAUCACCAGGUUCAAUCCGGUGGAGAACGUAGUGUGUCUACUAUGUUGUACUUGCUCGCUCUUCAAGAGCUUUGCCCUGUACCAUUUCGCUGCGUGGACGAAAUCAAUCAAGGAAUGGAUCCAGUAAACGAGCGGAAGAUCUUUGAUAUAAUGGUGGACACUCUCAGUGGAGAAGGGAAUCUUGCCAAAACGCAGUAUUUCUUGCUAACACCGAAACUGCUUCAUGGUUUGAAAUUCAAUCGAAAAGUGACUGUUCAAAUUGUACAUAAUGGAGCAACACUCAGCGAAAAUUGUCAUGAGUGGGAUGUGCACAAUUUUCUGUCAAUCAUGAAAUCACGUGCUGGCUGA